UUGAGGUUAGAAAACGUGUGUGAUUUGUUUACAACACGAGGUUUCUCAUCUGCUGUGUAGUUUUGUGGCCAUGGGGAGUCCCCAAUUGACGGAAACCUCAGACACAGAGGCAGAACAGAUACCCAGGAAGUCUAGGAUUAACUACACUUGUCCCUGGGAGGGAUGCAAGAGAGGAUUCCGGCGUGAAAAUGAAUUUGACCGGCACUUCUUCAGUCAUACUGGAAUUAAAAAAUACACCUGCGAAGUGGAGGGAUGCACCAAAAGCUACAUAAUCACUGACCAUCUAAGACGACAUGUGAAAGCUUCUCAUGAAACCAUUGGUCCGGAAGAGAUUUCCUGCUCAGUGCCUGAUUGCACGAUGAUCUUCACCACUAGGAGCAAUAUGAUGAGGCAUUUUAGGAAGAAACAUGAGAAUCCUCGGGUGUUUAGCUGCUUGGACUGUCAGGAGGUGUUCAGGAGGAAGGAUCAGUUGAGGAGGCAUCGAAUGCAGCACACUGGACAGUUUCCUCACGUCUGUGACGUUUGUGGUAAAGGAUUUCUCAAUCUGAAGGCUUUCAAAUCUCAUGGAGUGGUUCAUCGACAACUCAAGUGUCCUCAGUGCGAAGUGAAAGUCAACAACUGGACGGAAUUGGUGACUCAUCGUCGACGAGAGCAUCAGAAGGUGUUCAAAUGUGCUUCUUGCGAUAAGGAAUUCCACACGAAGGGCCGCCUGAGGAGUCAUGAAGUCACUCAUCUGCCCAGAGAACAACAGCCUAGCUUCAUUUGUGACUUGUGCGACCGCGAGUACAGCCGGAAAUCUAAUCUCGCUGCUCACAUUCACACAGUUCAUGAGAAUAAGAAGUUCUCCUGCAAUGUGUGCCAAGCUACUCUGUCCACCAACCGAAGGCUGAAGGAGCACAUCACGAAAAUUCACUCAAAAGAGCCAAAAAAGCCUCGCCAAGCGCCACAGAGACCAAGAAAUAGGAGAAAAGAUGCAGGAAAAUCAAGGAUCUCUAUGGCUUCCAUGCUCGCGGGCGUGUCAGCACCUCCAGAAGUGGAGAAAAUGCUGCUGAAGAAUGAAGGAAACUGUUUGGAGCUGGAUUACUCUCCUGUUCUGCUCAGUGGAUCAGCCACUGACACGGAAUCUGAGAUGGGAUUCCCAUUGUCAGGCAUGCGAGUUACUGUGAAGGGUCAUAUAUAGGAAAUGUAUCAUGAAUUGUCCAAAAGAAAAGUAUAUUUUCAAU
Phlebotomus argentipes is the source of this 1223-nucleotide messenger RNA. RefSeq names its product oocyte zinc finger protein XlCOF26-like. Gene Ontology annotation, biological process: regulation of transcription by RNA polymerase II. Bases 71 to 1180 code for a protein of 369 amino acids. Lineage: Eukaryota; Metazoa; Arthropoda; Insecta; Diptera; Psychodidae. Gene Ontology annotation, molecular function: RNA polymerase II cis-regulatory region sequence-specific DNA binding; DNA-binding transcription factor activity. The record is from RefSeq and is a predicted model, not a curated record. The transcript is spliced from 2 exons.